CAAACGCUUGGCCCACACGCAGACUGAAGCGCAACUCAACAGUUCCCACAGAGCAAUGGGAACCGGAUCAGGAGUUAAUAUGCAGCACUGUUCUGGAGGAGUAAUGGCAAAAGGAGAACUUCUUUUUUAAUAUUCGGACCUAACCUCCACUGUAGAGGCGUUUAAACGCUGGUCAACUUUUCGCAAACCCCGGGAAUUUCUGAACUUCAAGGUCUCCAAAAGGAAGCGCAAAAGGUGGACCGAUUUUCCCAAAGAGGAGUAUGGCCAGUGUACGGCUCGAUUACGUUGCUCCGUGGUGGACGUACUGGCUGCACAAUUUUCCACACUUUAAUUUCAUCUUUGAGCCCGUGGACAACACUUUCAAACCGGAGGAGGCGAGUUAUCAGCAGUCUCUUAUAUUACUAGCAGGUGUUGGAGCAGUUGGUCUGGGUCUCAGCCUGCUGGUUCUGGCCGUAUACCUGACCCUCUUGUGUUGCUGGCACAGAGACAUAGACGAAGACACCAAAAGGCCAAACAACUGCUGUGUCACCUGGGCUGCUAUCAUCACAGGCCUCAUCAUAUGUUCUGCUGUAGGAGUGGGUUUCUAUGGAAACAGUGAGACCAAUGAUGGGGUGUACCAGCUGACCUACUCGCUCUACAAUGCCAAUCACACAUUGGGUGGCAUCAACAAUCUGGUUGCGGCAUCUGUGGGUAAUGUGGAAAGUGGACUCCAACUACACCUGGAACGGCUGGAUGAAAUCUUUGCCGCAAGGUCUGACUACCUUCAGUCACUGCGCUUCAUGCGGCUCAUGAUCAAUAACGUGAUCCGUGAGCUGACUACCCUGCCGGAUAUCAACAAAGCCAGUGUUGAUUUGGCAGCUAUUGCUGACCAAACAGCCUUCAUUGAGUAUUACAGAUGGCUGGCUUUCCUGCUGCUGCUUAUCAUGGAUCUGGUCAUCUGUCUGGCCAUGUGCUUGGGGAUGGCCAGGCAGUCUCGAUGGCUGCUAAUCAUGAUUAUGUUUUUUGUGGCGCUCUCUCUGAUCCUGAGCUGGGCUUCUUUCGGAGUGGGUGCUGCAACAGCUGUGGGUACCAGUGACUUCUGCGUGUCUCCAGACAAGUUCAUAGUGAAUCAAACUAAUGAUUUCAUCAGUGCAGAUGUUGCACACUAUUAUUUAUUCUGCAGUCCAAAUCUGCCAAACCCUUUCCAACAGUCUAUAACAAUCUGCCAGCGCUCUCUGACCACCAUGCAAAUCCAGAUCCAAGGAUUACUGCAGUUCUCCGUGCCUUUCUUUCCCAUGGCUGAAAGAGACCUUUUGGGGAUCCAGCGAGUGUUGAACACCACAGAAUUCAGUGUGCACCAGCUAACAGCCUUGCUUGACUGCCGAGGGCUGCACAAGGAUUAUGUGGACGCUCUAAUGGGUGUGUGUUAUGAUGGGGUAGAAGGGCUCCUCUACCUGUCUUUGUUUUCCUUACUGGCUGGCUGCGCACUCUCUGCCAUGCUAUGUGCAGUUUUCAAAGUGUGGACACUAAUGGCCAGCAGAGACAAAGAGUAUGACGACAUAGACGAGGAGGACCCUUUCAACCCUCAGGCGCGGAGGAUGUCCUACAACCCCAGAAGGUCCAACAUCCACAGUUUCUGUAGCUACACCAGCAGCCUCGGGAGCCAGGCCACUCUUCAUCCUCCCCCACAAUCUGCUUCUAAUGUCAUGCCUCCUCCUGAGUACAUGAAUCAGAACAUGCUGUUUGGAGGGAGUCCUCGCUAUGAGAACGUGCCGCUGAUAGGGAGAGGAUCCCCACCUCCCUCGUACUCGCCCAGUAUGAGGACCACCUAUCUAUCUAUGACUGAUGCCCAAAUCAGACACUUUGGGACCGACUUCCAGGUGUAGCCUGCUACCCAUUAAAUCCUUCUGAGACUGUCUGAGACUCUGGGUCUUUACCGAGGAGGCUUCCUCCAUAACAUAAUCCUGUUUACUGGAGCUGCAGUCCGCUGUCCCAACCUGAGACAUGAAAGCAGGCCACAUGAGGCAAUUACCUCAGUACCACACUGACGCAGUGCUCCAAAGGCCAUUUUGAAUGGAGAGGAGCUUGAACAGACUUAUCUUAGGACUCUUGUUGUUGUUGUCAUGUGUGGAAAUGCUCUCAUACCAAUGUAAGCAUUUCUUACGGCCAUUUCACUCUUGAUUCAGAUCAAGGGCUUUUGAACUGAAUUAAAUUUUUAAAAGUCUGUUUCUUUUGGGCUUUAUCUUGGUGACCUGCAUUGAUAUGAUCAUCUGUGGUCAUCAUUUUGAUAGGGGAACAGACUUUCUAUCUUGGCAUUUUGAUUCUUUGGUAUGAUUCCAUCAUGUUUAAGCCUUUCUUUAAUGUUUCAUGGUGCUGUACAAAAUGAAGUACAACAUGUUCAACAUUUCACGGUAAUAUUCUAAAUUGUGUCCAUUAAAUACAACCAAAAAUUUAGUUUCUUUUUUUUUGUAAACAGCUAACACUUCUAAGUCAGUAUUUUUGAUCGAUUGCAAAUCUUGUACUGCAACAACUUUAUGCUUAUCUUGUAGUUCCUGUUGUGAUACUGUUUUGACCUGGAUUAAAUAUUCAUAGCUAGAGGGGUUAACAUAUUUUUGCCUAAUUUUGAGACUAUAGUAGCUGCAUGUGGAGAACCCCACCAAGCCUAAAUAAGCACGAGCAAAUAGGUUUUACUUCACCUCCCAUUUAUUACUGUGCAGUGACAUGGAAGAUAAAACAUAACAUGGACAAUAUGCAGAAAUUUAAAGUUUGUUCUUAGAGACAGCUACCUGUUUUUCAAUGAGAAAGUGAUGUAGAGAUUUGCUGUGUGCUGUUUUCUGUGUAAAAUAAUGUAUGAAACUAAUG
This is a messenger RNA of Cheilinus undulatus (humphead wrasse), 2841 nucleotides long. RefSeq names its product protein tweety homolog 2-like. Gene Ontology annotation, cellular component: plasma membrane. The transcript is spliced from 14 exons. The record is from RefSeq and is a predicted model, not a curated record. The coding region runs from base 261 to 1865 and encodes 534 amino acids. Gene Ontology annotation, molecular function: volume-sensitive chloride channel activity; intracellularly calcium-gated chloride channel activity. NCBI's taxonomy places the organism in Eukaryota, Metazoa, Chordata, Actinopteri, Labriformes, Labridae.